Molecule: messenger RNA, 6429 nt
Organism: Scophthalmus maximus (turbot)
Lineage: Eukaryota; Metazoa; Chordata; Actinopteri; Pleuronectiformes; Scophthalmidae
Gene: brd2a
Product: bromodomain containing 2a
Exons: 12
Coding region: 1852-4389 (845 amino acids)
Biological process (GO): regulation of DNA-templated transcription; chromatin remodeling
Cellular component (GO): chromatin; nucleus
Source: RefSeq, a predicted model, not a curated record
UCUUUGUUCGGAUAUUUUUCCAACUUUAUCGCCAAAUCUGAGCUUUAAAAUCGGUACAAAUGACAACGCGUGGAUGCGGAGGGGACGUGUUCACGAGAAAGGAUACGCCGUGGAUAUGUUUGGCUGCUUAUUCUUUUUUUAAUUCUGCGUAAUGCCACGUGUUCAAGUUUGAUGAACAGUGCGCUUGGGCGUAUGUCGUCACAUGACUCCCCUCCCCCACCCGGCGCAGGGCAUGGGGGAAGAAGGCGGACAUGUUGGAGGGAAAUGUGUUGGUUAAAGAGUAUCGAGGUGGAAGACAAGAAGAUUAUUUGAAGAGAGGUUUCGCUUUAUUUUGGAAUUUACCAGUCGGCAUUUUGUUUAUUUUAAAGUCAAGGUUUUUCCUACCAUACUUUGAAAAAUAUAUGAAUUUCUUUUUAUUUUGGAUAAUGUAACAUUUAAAAAAAACAACAGCCUAUUUUGUACUUGUAUGGGCUUCACUUGUAAAAACUUAGGUUAACGUAUUAUUUAAUACUGUGAAAAACUGCUACUUAUUUUGCUUAUUUGAGUGACAUUGCAGGGAAUUUGUAACCUUGGUGUGGGGGAUGGGUGCAUGUGGUUAGGUAACCCUUUUGUGUGGUUGUUGAAUUCAUUGUUUCAGUAGUUUUUACAGACGAUCAUUUUUGCAUAGGUCUUAUUAAUUUGGAAAUGCUACGGUUUUUGAAUAGUUUGGGUUAAAUCCAUCUUGCAAAGGCUCAAAGGUCAGAUAUAAUAUUUAUAUCUUCAAACCCUUACAAGAUUAUUAAUCUUGGUGGCGUCCUCCAGCUUUAGUGAGUAUGAUUAGUGCUGUUGGUUUGGCAAAAGCAACCUCAAGUUUGUUCAAAUGUGGUUUGUGAUCAGUGAAGGAAACUGCUGUGUCAUUCAGUGGGUAGCUGGUCCUCGUGACCCCGUUAGGCUUGGCCUUUUUGUUGUUGGUUGAAGGAAAUGGCGGCUACUGCCUCACUGUUGUACAACCAGUUGAAGUUGUGAGCUUUAUCCUUGUAGAACUUGUUUGUGAGCCCUGGAGGCCUCGUUUGACGUGGAUUCGUGUUCUGAUGCUCUGCCCUUUUUCAGCAGCAGAUAAGGUUGCGUAUUUAGGUUGUUCGUAUGCGAAAUACCAUUAUUAUGAAUAUCUAAUGUAAAAUGUAACUUAUUUCAACUAAUUCGAUCUUAAUACUUGUUUUCACUGUACUUAAAGAUGGCGGCGGCAGCGCGCCUCUUCCCUGAGAGAGGGAAAUGCGGAUAUUCUGGUGAGCAGACAGUUCGUGGGGAGAGGCUCCUGAGGGCUGCGCGUGAUCCGCUCGAAGAACCAAUCGGAAUCUUAGUAUUUGCGCUGGAAGCCCGCGUUAGAACCGUGUCGACCAAUCGCUGCCGCCGUUUUGCACACGUUGACGUAAUGUAGUAUGAUGAAGCGGAGGGUGGCCUCGCUGUCCUUCCAUUUUGUACAGGAUCAAACCAGGAGCCAAUCACAGGCCCUGUUCCUGUAGUCCGGGAUAGACUGAGCCAAUAGCAUUGCGCCGUUUUCUUGAUGGACAGUUAAAUCUUACGAAUAGGUUGGCCCGAAAGACCGUCAGUGGAACAACCGCAUGCAGGGGUGUGGCGACUUUGACGGACGCCGUGGACAGCUAAUGGGAGCGCAGGGGGCGUGAACAUUCUGAGGCAGUCUAUCCAAUAGGGCAAAUGGUUGGUCUAUAAAAGCACGGGUGUAGUCGCAUCGUCGCCAUUUCAACGAAGCUGACUUGAAGGCGGUCGCCGUGGCGGGGAACGGAGAGAACUGACGAACAGAGACGGAUCCUGGUUUGAGUCUAGCUAUAAACACAAUCCGGAUCCAUCCUGAUGGAUAUGGCUGUUAACCCGCUCCUUGACAGCUCCCUUAUUGGGGUUGAUGUUGGCUUCAUGGGAGUCACAGCGAUGGACCAGGGUUCUGGCGCCGCUGGAAAACGCAUCCGAAAACCCUCACUGCUCUACGAGGGCUUUGAGAGUCCUGGGAUGCCCCCCAUCAGUCAGAUGACCGCGUUGGGACCCCCGCAGCCCCCGGUGAAAGACCCCAACCGACAGGGCAAGAUGACCAACCAACUCCAGUUCCUACAGAAAGUCCUGCUCAAGUCUUUGUGGCGGCAUCACUUUGCCUGGCCCUUCCAUGAACCUGUAGACGCAGCCAAGCUCAGCCUGCCCGACUAUCAUAAGAUCAUCAAAAAUCCCAUGGACAUGGGCACCAUUAAGAGGAGGUUGGAGAAUAACUACUACCGCAGUGCCACCGAGUGCAUGCAGGACUUCAACACCAUGUUUACCAACUGCUACAUUUAUAACAAGCCCACAGAUGAUAUCGUACUCAUGGCCCAAUCCCUGGAGAAGGCAUUCUUGCAGAAAGUGGCUCAGAUGCCCCAGGACGAGUUGGAGAUGCCUCCACCAACUCCACGGAGCAAACCAGUCAAACCUGGCAGAAAAGGCAAAGUGUCUGGAGGAGUGACCACCGCUCAUCAGGUCCCGGCUGUCUCCCAGUCAGCGUACUCGCCUCCCACCCCAGAAACACCAGACUCCAUCCUCUCCACCCCUCCACAGACACUCAUGAGCAAGAGCUUGCCCCCUGUGCUUCCAAUUGAACAAAGCAUCCCCACCAUUACAAGUCUGCCUCCCACACAGCCCACUGCUAAGAAAAAAGGUGUGAAGAGGAAAGCGGACACAACCACCCCGACAACCGUUGCCAUGCCGAUCAUGAGCACAAUGGGCGUCAGCGGCAUCAGCCUGGGAAUGGGCGAUGGGCACAACUCGCCGCUCACCCUGACUUCUCUUGGGGUGGACCAUAACUCGGGCCUGGGGAUGAACCAAGGCCUCAGCAUGAGCCAGGGGAUGGGUUUGGGAUUAGGGAUGGGCAUGGGCAUGGGCAUGGGUAUGGGAAUGGGUAUGGGUCGUGGGACGGUGAUGAUGGGUACCAAAGCAGCAGGGAACAGCAGGAGAGGAGCGAGCGGACGGCCCAUCAAGCCUCCCAAGAAGGACUUACCAGAUUCCAUCUUGCCGACGCCGGUGCGCCGCAGCAAGCUGAGCCCUCAGCUGCGCUACUGCAAUGGUGUCCUGAAGGAGCUGCUUUCUAAGAAGCAUGCGGCGUACGCCUGGCCGUUCUACAAGCCCGUCGACGCCUCGACACUGGGUCUUCACGACUACCACGACAUCAUUAAGCAGCCCAUGGACCUCAGCAGCAUCAAGCGAAAGAUGGACGGCAGAGAGUAUCGUGACGCUCAGCAGUUCUCCGCCGACGUUAGACUGAUGUUCUCCAACUGCUACAAGUACAACCCCCCCGAUCACGACGUGGUGGCCAUGGCCAGGAAACUCCAGGACGUCUUUGAGUUCUGCUUUGCCAAGAUGCCAGAUGAGGCUCCGGCACCGCCUAGCUCCUCAUCUUCCUCGUCUUCGUCUUCCUCCUCAUCAGAGAGCGAGCUCAGCAGUGAGAGUGAGGAGAGCGAGAGCAGCCCCAGCUCUGACUCAGAGGAGGAGAGGGCGAACCGGCUGGCGGAGCUGCAAGAACAGCUGAAAGCUGUGCACGAGCAGCUCACUGCGCUCUCCCAGGGCCCCAUCGUCAAGCCCAAGAAAAAGAAGGAGAAGAAGGACAAGAAGAAGAAGAAGAAGGUAGAAAAGGAGAAGCAUCGGCGGGUAGAGGAGGAGCCGCCGCCACCACCCCCCGUCAAGCCGGUCAAGGCCCCCAAAAUCACCAAGACUCCAAAGGCAAAGACCAACCGAGCGGUGGCCUGUCCCGUCAUACCCGUAAAGAAGGCCCCGAGCAAGAAGAACAACAAGAGCAAAGCCAAAAAGAGCGGCAUGAUGUUCAGCAUGCCCCCGCCGGUCCACGAUCCCAUUGUGAGUCACUUCGACUCCGACGAGGAGGAGGAGACGGCGCCCAUGUCGUACGACGAGAAGCGCCAGCUCAGCCUGGACAUCAACAAGCUGCCCGGUGAGAAGCUUGGCCGUGUGGUCUACAUCAUCCAGUCCCGCGAGCCCUCGCUCCGCGACACCAACCCAGAGGAGAUCGAGAUCGACUUUGAGACACUGAAGCCGUCGACGCUGCGAGAGCUGGAGAGAUACGUCAUGACGUGUCUGAGGAAGAAACCACGGAAGCCGUAUGCAAGUAAAACGAACAGUGCUGGCAAGUCCCGGGAAGAACUCGCUCUGGAGAAGCAGCUGGAGCUGGAAAGGAGGCUGAUGGACGUCAGCGGUCAGCUCAACUCUGGGAAGAAGCCCACGAAGACCAAGCCAGAGAAACCGGCCACCGACACACACAUCCAGCCGUCGCGUCUCAGCGCCAGCAGCUCGUCCUCGGACUCCUCCUCUUCAUCCUCUUCCUCCUCAUCCUCGGACACAAGCGAAUCAGACUCUGGCUGAGAAGCGGGUGGGGUUCCCAAGUGGAAAAAGGGGUCACGCCAAGGACCCCUUGACCUUUCACUUCCCAGCAAGUGGACUGAGCUGUUGUAGAGCUACUGACGGAAUCGGACGAGAGCGGCGAGUGUCCCGACUCAGCGAAGCGUCAAACGUAGGAAGGACGGGACGCUCGGCUCAUUCAUCCGGUCCUGGACAUGAAAACUUUGAGGCGGAUGAAUGGAUGGAUCGCUUCUCUGGAGAAACGGCCUUGUUGGGCGGAGCGAGGGAUGCUCAGUCUCCUUCGAAUAAAAGGGGAAGAGCAGCGCAUGUGUGGGAGGGAUAAAAGGGUGCUAGAGCCAGAAUGGGGUCUUAUUUCUGGAGAUCAUUUCCCUUCUUCCCGUGCUCCCUGUCCUCAUGCUGUAUAGAUGCGGUGUACAGUUAUAUAAAUAUCUAUUUUUCUUUUAUAAAGAAGCAUUUUAUGGAGCUAAUUUAUUCCCUAAUUCUUGGGAACGAUGUUCUUGCGUGGGCGAAGUUGUGGUUUGCUUAGGUUUUUUUUUUGAGUGACAUAGGGGGGAAGUGUGUGUGUGUGUGUGUGUGUGUGUGUGUGUGUGUGUGUGUGUGUGUGUGUGUGUGUGUGUGUGUGUGUGUGUGUGUGUGUGUGUGUGUGUGUGUGUGUGUGUGUGUGUGUGUGUGUGUGUGUGUGUGUGUGUGUGUGUGUGUGUGUGUGUGUGUGUGUGUGUGUGUGUGUGUGUGUCAGUCAGUCAUGGGUGUGAGAUCCGGCACAACGAGUGCAGCCUUGUGAAGUCCCUCGUAGUUUUGACGCAGGCGUUGAAAAUCGUACUGCACGCAGACGCACCUUGGUUCAGUAGGAAACAGAAUGCAUGCAACACAGGAGCCGACUCAACACCUGAGUGCUUCCUCCCCUGCAUCCUCGUGUCCUCAUGUACUUGUUCCAAAAGGGUUCGGCCACUGUACAGAAAUGUGACAUAACUUACUCGUCAGUUUUUAUGUAGAUAUUUCUGUUCUCAUGUCGGCUGUCUCUCUCUCUCUCUCUCUCUUUUUUUCCCCAUCAUCCCGUUCAAUUUCAGUUUUUCUGUAAAUGUGUUGCUUUUUUCUUCUUCUGUGACCAAUCUGCUAAUAAAUUGUGAGGACGCGUCUCGUCCACUCACCUUGUGCCCAAAUUAACAUCCUGGUCCUUUUUUUGAUUUCCUUUGGUGUUGGACUCUGUCGAAGUUCAGAAUUCAAAGUCACGAGAAAAAGGGUUUUAUUACUGUUUCUUGGGGGGGGGGGGGGGGUUUGCGUUCUAUCUUUUAUUCAAGCAGGUGAAACGUUCUGGCUCAUUUCUCACCAAUGUAAAACUGACUUGUCUUCAAAACGAUUUGGCCUUUUAGAUCUUUUUGGGGCAACUGAGGGUUUCAUUUUAUGAGUUUUGUUAAGAGUCUUAAAGUUUUAUUUGUGUGAUUUAAAAACAUUAGUAAAAAAGGUUGUGGAAGUUUUCCUUCUGCAGCCUCGUUGGUAGGUUAACAACAUUUUAAAAGAAAAACAUGAAAGUGUUUAUUAAUCCUGGGAUCGAGUAGAAAAAAGAAAAAGUUGGUUUUAUGGUGUGAGUAAUAUUGAUGCACGGUUUGUUUGGUGGUACUACUAAAAAAGGUGAUUUUUAGGUAAGGUGUGUAUCAGCUUUGUUUUCUUUUGAAUCGUCUAUGGCUUGAAUUUGGACUUUUGUCUGUUUGAAACUGAUUAUUUAUUUAGGAGUAAAGUGAAUGGAUGCCCCCCCCCCAUGAACUUAACAUAAUCAAAAGCUUUUAAUAUGCACGGAUGAACUGUCGGGAUUGUAGAAGUGAACAUAUUUUACAGUCUCAAUCAUUUGAGCAUGUUUUUUUUCACCUUCAGUAACUUGGUUCAGAGUUUAUUUUUAUUUUUUCUUCCAGUUGCUGUUCCAAGACAAAAUACUCCAGUUGUCAGUCUUACUUCUCUGCAGUUUGUCAGAAACCUUAAUGCCUGUAUUUGACUCCCGUCAUUUCAUCUGAACAUCUGUACAUAAAUAAACUGAGACGUUCAUCUUUC